Motacilla alba alba is the source of this 14558-nucleotide messenger RNA. RefSeq names its product sarcoglycan zeta (gene SGCZ). The record is from RefSeq and is a predicted model, not a curated record. Gene Ontology annotation, cellular component: sarcoglycan complex; sarcolemma. The transcript has 11 exons. The coding region runs from base 10091 to 11167 and encodes 358 amino acids. Gene Ontology annotation, biological process: cardiac muscle tissue development; heart contraction. Lineage: Eukaryota; Metazoa; Chordata; Aves; Passeriformes; Motacillidae.
UGCUCGGGAGGAAACGCUGCUGCUCCAGAGCUGGAGCAAUCCCCCCGCGCGAGCCGAGAGGAGGGAAGUCAGUCACCUGGCGGUGAAGGACAGUAAAACAGGGACGGAGAGGGAAAUCUCUGCCUCACUCUCCCUUCUCUUCUGCAAGAGAUCCACCUCCUGUUUUCCUCCCAACUCUUCCAGCAUAACCUUCAAAGAAGACCAUACCGAACAGACUUUCUUUUAUUAUAUAUAUGUGUGUGUAUAUAUACAUUACUAUUAUUAUUACUAUAGACUAUCUUUAGCUGCAAAACAAUUUUUGAGCCUAUGCAGGACUUGGGGGAUUUUGUUAUCUUGCCAGCGAAAUUGUUCAUCGCUAAUGUCUUGCGCUCACAGGGUGCUAAAUUAGCUACCAGACUACUCUGGUAGCAUGACGGAGAAAGGCUUUUAUCAUAGACUGUUCUCUUCAGUUUGAACACAUUUGCUUGAAAUUUGCUGCAUGAUGCUGUCCAGGGAAGAAGGAUUUUUUUCUCGGGAUACAGCGAUUCGCCGGUUUCUGAGCUUAUUGCAGAAGGAAAAAAAAUAAUCUUUAAACUGAGUGGAUUUUUUUUUUUUUUUGCUGUCUCCUUUAUUGCCAGAGGACGCGAAUCUCUUUCACCAGGGAAGGAUCACCUGUCGCUUUAAUCCUUAAGGGAGUUAUUUUUUAGAAAAAGUGAAAUAUCUUAUUUAUUUAUUUAUUUAUUUAUUUAUUUAAACCGGUGGAGGCGUGAUCGCGGAGAAUGAGACUGAGGGGAGCUGCCACGGUUUGGAGGACAAGGCUGAGUUUAGGCUGGAAACUGACAGACUAGAUUUCCCCCCUCCUCCCCCUUUUUUUAUCUCCCCCCCCCCCCCCCCCCCCCUUUGUUCCUCUUCAUUUUUUGGCACAACUUCCGUAGUUUCCAGCCCGCUCCGUUCAGUUUCGCUCUAUGGACAGAUCAGCUAACCUGGACACGGAGGAGCUCAAGGUAGGCGACCCGCCGGGUGCCGUCGCUGUGCUGGGGUUGGAUGCCUCGCUGCCCGCCCGGCCGCGGGGGCCGCACGGGGGGGGCGCUGCGCGGGGCUCCCGCAGCCCGGGCGGGGGGCGCGGAACCGGGCGCAGCCGCCCCGCGGCGGGGGAAGCGCGGGAGGGCGGCUGCCCCAGCCGAGCGCGGCUUCCCUUCUGCCGGCGCGGCCCACAGCAUCGUCAUGGCAGUAUUAAUAAUAAUAGUGGUGGUGAUGAUGGUACUGCCCGUGCGCUCUCGGCUUUGCAUGAGUACCGGGGGUAGCACCGGGGACAGCUGGAAUGAAGCGGCAACUGACCCGCGCCUUUCCCAGCAGAAGUUGGCUCUGAAGCCAUUCUGGCCUGGGUAUCUCCUCUUCUUCCUCUUUCUCCUCCCCUUGCCGCCGGGAGCGACGGGGAAACCCUUCCCCACCCCUCUACCCCCCCUCUCGGCUCGCCCCCCGCGCCGCGUCCGGUUCCCCCAGCCGAGCGAAGCUGAGGCAGCGGCGGUGGGAUGCCAAGCCGCCGGGCCGCGGCCCAGGGGCCGCUGGUACAAUCAAACUUUGCAUUAGGACGGUGCGAGCUGGGAGAAUUCUGCCCCCCCCGCGCCCCCCGGCCCAGCUCUGGCUCCCUCCCCGCUGAAGGAGCAUGCCUGAGAGCGCUGAGCAUGCUCCUUUGCGGAGACAGAGCCUUCCUACACCUGCUGCCAACCCUCCCGGCCCUGAGCGGAAUUUGGCUCAAAUCAUCAUCAUCAUCUCAUCAUCAUACUAAUGAUAAUAAUAUAAAUCUUUCUAUCAAUCUAUGCGCGGUAAAGAGGGUGGCUGGCUCAGGAAGGCAGCAGAAAGGGAGCGGGCGCAUGGGGCGAGCUCCGCGGGGCCGCUGAGCCGGAGUGAAACGCCGGCCGUGCCGGAGGGGCGGGACACACAUACACCUCGCCGCGGUGGCGGCGGAGGUAGCGCUAAAGAAGCGAUGACAGGGGCAGGGGAAGAUAGUCUUCCUUCGCCGCCGCAUGCACGGCCGUCCGCGGGACACCCCCUCAGGGCGCCGGCUUCCCCGGAGCCGAGGAGAAGGGCUCGCCUCUGGGAAGGUAAACUGGCGAGCGCUGAAGUGCUGCUGGGGGCUCCUUCCCUCUUCCUAUAAACCAGAUCUGAAAGUACUGAAUAACUGAAUAAAUAUAUUCAUUCCCGCCCCAGUCUUGCUCGGAACUUCUAACAAUCUCCCUAGGGAAAGGUACCCCGGACUGCAGCGCUGUUUGAGUAUUUGAGGUGACGGAAGCGCAGGAGAGGAAAGCCCAUAAAACGAUUUGCUUGGGAACCGCUGAUCCUCACAGCGCUUCCAGGGCUUCCCCGCCGCAAACGCUGCUUGCCUGCGCUGCCCAGGAGUCCUCUCCCUGCUGCCUCAGCCUUCACAGGAUUCACAGGAGACAGCUGUGAAUGCUGUGAAAUUCACAGCUGCGUGAAAGGCGAAAGACGAGAGUUCCGAUUAAGCGGGCGAAAAGUUUUAUUGUACCGGAUUAUUUUUAAGGGGUCUUUAAAGAAAAUAUGUUUAUGCUACAAGAGGGCAGCACUUCGCAUGAAUUAUCCGUAAAGCGUGAGGCAGUCUCGCUGUGAGAAGGGCAUCCAGCCUAGGCUGAAGAGCAGGGGGUUUCCAGUUACCCCGUAGUUAUCUGCGCUGCAAUUAGCACUCGUGUUGCAGCGUGUACAGGCUGAGCGACCUUGAGCAAGGAAGCAGCUGAGAAGUAAGCAUCGGCACUCUUCCGCUCAUAAGGAUGAGAGGAGCUUCCAAAGGGGGCAUUUCUGUUGGGGUCCGGUUAGCUCUCCGCUACCAGCCGCUUUGGCACGAUGCGCUCCCUGGCUUUCCCGGGUGUUUUAUUGAUGUGCGGCCGCUGGGAGUGAUCCCAGGCGCCGGCAGGCCGCCGCCGGAGCGGGAGGCGGCCCCAGCGGCCGGCAGGGGGUGGUGCGGGCCCGGCGGCGGGGAGCAGCUCCCGCCGGCACCGCGGGGCCUGCCGAGCCGCGGGGCGCAGCGGCUCUACGCGUCCCUCCGGCGGGCUGGGCUUUCCUCCCAGUGCGAGCCGUCCAGACACCCUGCCAGCUGCAGGAAUUCAAGGCGGGGGCAAAGCUCUUGGGGGACUAGGAAGUUCCCAGCUGGUGACCUUGCUGUAGUUGGGCACAGUUAAAGAGCGCCUCCCGCGCUGCUCCAAGUCGUGACAGCUUUCAGCAGUUUCUGGGUAGUUUCAGGAGGGGGCAAGUGCUCCACUCCUUUUCUCCUAGGCCGACACAGCUCCUUGCCAGGCCAAAGGGACAUUCAGGGCACACAGACAGGAGGCGGCCAGAGGUCCUGAGAUGUCGAGGGAACUGUUUCCCACACCACACUGCAUGGAGGGCUCAUGUCAAGAAUGUCAAAUAUGGUAGCAGCUUGUCGCAGCAGAGCUUGCUAAGAAUUUUGGAAACGGGCUGGACGCUCUCUUUCUUGGUACUGGAUUUCCUCCACUAUGACAAAUAUAUACGAGUAAGCAUUAAAAAAAAAUAUUGACAACUUCCCUACUAAUAAACAACAAAUGUGGUGUCUCUAAAGAAAAUAAUAAUAAUGGCACUGAAAACAUAUACUAUGUUAUAUAUAAAGCUUCUAUGCACCUCAAAUCAUUCAAAAUCUCUGUGUUAUUUAUUGCACUGAUUAUAGUGAAUUCUGAAUUAUUUGUGUUGAUAUUAGACAUUUUGAAAGGUGACUUUGUGAAAAGCUCAACAAGUAUCAUGUGUGCAACACCUGCUGAUGAAGAUGGGUGUGCUUUCCCUUUCUAGUCUGUGCAUAAAACCCUGAAGAAAGUAAUCCGUAUGGAAAACAGAGACUGCUCAUCCAGAGGUUUUGAACUGUUAUGGUUUUCCUUUGAUCUGUCUCAUCUCUCUCAGCUGCAUACAAGAACUUCCCUGUGACUUUUUAACUUGCAAGCCUGUGGGGUUUUUGUUUUAAAGGAGUAAUACACUAAAUAUUUCUAUCAUAAUUGCAUUUUAGUCUUGGGUUUAGUGUUGUGAAGGGCUUUCUGUUACCUAAUGUAUAUGCAAGUCUUUACCCACUUUUUGAACCUACAUUAAACUAUGUGGUUGUAUGAGUAUUAUGAAUUUUAUGGGACUCUGUAGUUUGUAUAUGUAUAUAAAAGAUGAUGAAUUAACUUAUUUUGAAUUUAGUGUAUUUAAAACUAUGUUGAGGCAUGUAAUUGCUUGAAAUUGAACAUAUUUGCAAAGAAGAGUAAGGAGGCAUUUGUGUUUGCUGGACCCUGUUGGCUUGUGAUUUGCAUUGACAUUGGAUGGAUUAUUACAGAUUUUGUCCUUCACAUUUGCUCAGACAUUUGACAUAUAAUUCCUCUAAUGUGUAUCACGUCUGUUUGUCUUAUGUUUGUUUAGCAACCACAAUUUGUGUACAGUGUUAGAGGGAGAUAGUACUCCUUGUAGCAUGUAAACCACUGAUACUUCUCUGGGAGAAAGUUGAUUUGUAAUUGAAUGUAUGAUAACAGUGAGAUUAUUAAUAUAAUGGAUUAGAAAACAUCCUAGAAGCUAUUUAUUACUUGAAGGCACUGGUUAAGUAAGAAUUCUUCAUUAAAAUCCCAAAAUGUUUGAUUAAUAGUGUGCUUAAGUGUCUUGAAAUUGCCACUUUUAAUAUGCAAAAGAAUUAGACACUUCAUUUCUGAAUCAUCUUGUAAAUAUUAGCUGAUUUUUUUUAUUCAGCUUAUGAGAAAUAUUUUUAGUCUGUUUGCAGUUUUUUACAUUUCCUGGUGGUAUAAAACUACUGACAUAACAUAGCAUGAAACUGGUCAUGGAAGAGGUUUUUGUGACAGUAGUCUUCCAAUGCAAUUAAUGUAAUUUGUAAAAUAUCUGAUAAAUUCAAACAAGGAAACCACAAAAAUUUAAGCAAGGGGUACUUUUAUAGUCUUAAACAUGUAAAUCACUUCAGUAUUAAGUGAACAGGAGAACUAAUACCCUGAGGAAUUCUGUAAUUUUUUUAUUUAUUUGUGUUUCAAAGAAGGAGCCGGAGAAGUUAAUGUGCUUGGUGUGGUGUGGGAGGACUUUUGAUGAGUUUCGGUAGGUGGUUUUAUUUCUGUUUAAAGUCAGUCACUCCAUAAUAGAAAGUGUAGUACUCUAAUAAAUGAAACAGACUUUCUUAAGAGGCUGUUGAGUGUUAUAAUGUCUUCUGCUUGGGACAUGGACAUCUUAGUGGGGAUAUUAAGGGAUUUGUCCUUUUAAUGCAAAACCUUCUCUCUCCUAUCCUUCUUUAGUACAUCCCUCCAAGAAACCUUCAUGGUUUACUAGGGUCCUUUCAGCAAUACUCAAUAAAGACAAUUAACCUUUGCAUUCACAGUCAAAGCAUUCAUCCUUUAAACCAUUCUUCAUGGAAGGUCAAGCUGAAAUGGUUUUAAAGUAAUAUACAUGCAAAUUUCUUUUCUCUGUGUUCCUAUUGUGGGAUUUCCUCUCCAUCUCUCAAUAUGUAUAAAGACUAGAUGUAGUUCAGGAAACUGGAGAGAAUUCUAUGCAUAAAAUAUAGUUGUUCAGCAGACAAAGAAAAAAGGUCAAGACAAUGGCAGUGCUCUUGCUAUACACUUUAGAAAUCAUUCCUGUACUCUCACUGCAGAGAAUCCAUAUAAUCUGUGACCAAGCUUUUUGACAUUGUACAUUACAGCUUUGCUAAGCUCAACACUCUCUAAAAGGAAAGUACAUCAAAAUCUGAAUGCUUGGGUAAAGGGAAAAAAGGACUUUGUCUUUCUUUUUUUCAUGGUUUUGCAAAAAAUAUUGUGUUUUCCUCUGCCACUGUAUUUUGCACUUAAAAAAUAGAUUAAAGAGAUUUACAUAAAGGUUAGCCACACAUUUCUUUCUUUCUGAACUGGAAGAUGUGUGAUGCUACUGUAAGUUGGGUUGUUUCUAUAGGUCUGGAUGUAAGAUUUGAAUGAAGAUUUGAAUGAUUUCAUAUAACUCAUAUAAUUCAUGGUAGAGCCUUUCAAAUAUAAAUCUGUAAUGUGAAGACACAUUUGUGAGUCCCAGGCCUGCUUUUGUACUACAUUCCUUAACCUUUGGGAGGUUGAUACUGUUUUCCCAUCUUCCUGAUAAGGCCAGGAGUAACAUUACUUAAAGUGUUAUGGCAAAAAUGUUACAAGAGAUAUUUCCUAUGAAAUCAUUUCACCUUGUGGUAUUUUAUAUAAAUUUUGUAAAUUCUUAUCUAACAUACUAUUUCUAUGUCCUCUAAAGAUACAGCAUUCCAAAGGACAAAGAUAAGGAUUCAAAUAAUAAUAAUACAAAAGGCACUCUGGGUUACGAAUAGACACUUUUCUUACUUUGACGUAGAAGUUCCCCAUAGGGAAAGUACUGUCAUUUUCUUCUCUCCUUCAAAGAAACCUGGAGAACACAGCUUAGAAGCUGUACUAUUUCCUUUAUUUUGAAACACUUUGUACAUUUAAAGAGCUUACAGAAAUGUUCUUAUGCCCUGUUGUACUUUUGACUGCAGCCAUGUAUAAUGCAUUGUAAAGCCAGAAUUACUUAGUCCAAGAAGGAAGACACAUUUAUCUGCUAAGCCAUCUGAUCCUUUGCUAAUUCUUAGAUAUUACAGGUUAACUCUUUGAUCCACAACAAAACCCUUCUUUGUGAAGAAAGAUGUUGUGAGGUUGCUAUCCACAAGCAGUGGGUUUUGUUCCUUGUCAUGGAAAGGAAUGACUGUUGGCUAAGCCACAACAGUGAGAGACACAAAAUGUGAGGCUUUAUUCUCAGCAGUAUUACUGCAGCUAAUCGCACAAGGCCAGAUUUACAGAGGUACUGAGUAAGUCAAAGCAAGCUUCUGGUGUUCAGCAACUUUAGUAAAUAAAAGUGUUCUUUCUGUACCUACCUUCUUAUACCUCUAGCUAACACAUUAAGGAGGAUUAUAUGAUAUAAACUCUGUGUAUUUGCAGUUGAAAAGUAAUAAAUGAGGGCACAGUAGCUUUUUCUGCAGUUUAAAAUUAGCAGUACUUUGUUGAAUCACUGCAGUUAUAUCGGCAGAAGCACAUCAGUGAUAUGCCUAAAAAUUGGUGCCAUAAGCAGUAGAAAGCCUUAGCCAUAAAAAUCUGGCCUUCAGCCAUAUAUCUCUGUUUUAGCAGUUCUAUUCAGUUCAUGUGGGCAGCAUGGUCUGGAAUUUAUAGGUUCUACCUUCCUGCUCCUACAACUCUUGAACAAAUUAUGUUAGUAAACAGAGGCUGCCUCUACUAAAAAAUCACAUCCCUUCCAUUUUGUAUUAAGGUAAUAGUUUAUUUAAUGGUAGCACAUAAAUUGAAAACAGAAUUAAUUUUAAUUUGUGCUUUCUAAAUGUAUUGUUCUUUGUACCAUUAUCAGGGUGGAGAGUACAAAUUGUUUGAUCAGAUCCACAAAAGCAUUUUUGUUAUUUUCACUCUUCAAGAUGGGGAUUGAUAAUACUUCAGCUUCUCAGUUGUGUAGGUCAUCUUCUACACAAAAUUGUUCAUUAGUUAUUUUGAGUGGGAUUCAAGAAAGGGGCAAAACUUCCUCACUUCCUGUUGAACACAAGCAGUGCAAUUGCCCAGGUACGCUGGGACCUGUAGUUGAGAAAGUAAUGCUGUAAGCCGCUGAAAUUACAGAAAGCAUUCUUUCCAAAUGAAGUUAAUUAGUAAUACUGAAUUUUAUUAUUUCUAGUUAAAGCUAGUCCACAUGCACAAAGCACUCUGUAAAGCUCUGCCCUUUAAGUGAAGACAAGUAAAUGAGCUGUGUUGAGGAAGGUUUCAUCUUUGUUCAACUUAGACUACUAUUUAACAAAUUUCCAGCGUAUGUGAAACAAAACUAAAAAUAAAGAAUCAAUAGAACCUUUGCUGCCUUUAUAAGCUAGUAACUUGCUGAACAUAGAUCAACAGAUGACAGAGAUUGAAAGGCAGUCUAAAGCUUCAUGAGCUACCUAUAAUAAAGGUGAGGAGAGCGAGUCCAAUUAAGCCUCAGAAUCUGGGUUUUACGUCACUUUCAAUUUAAAGCCUUUCAUUGGAAAAGGUGUUAAACCUGAGCUCAGGAAGGUGCUCAGCUGCAACACGUCCAGUCUGCCUGCUCUGUGGGGUCAGGGCUGGGCAGCCCUCUCUCCGCUCUGUCUUUCCUGAUUACUCUUGAGGCUUGGGUAAAAAGCUUGGUUUGGUUGUAGGUAGCUUUGGAAGUAGCCAAGCUAUUACUAAGUUCAAUAUGAGAGUUCCAAGUCCUGUUUGCCAGGAACAUUCAUUAUUUCCCUUAGGAACUGCUGCAGGGAAGGUGCCUACAGUGCAGCAGAGACUCUGUGCUGUAAAGGAAUCCACAGAGACCCCACUUCACCCACAAGACACGAAGCACUUCAGUUUUCCCUGGUCAUGCUGCUUAGGCAGAUCACACUAAUAGUGCAUUUGCUUGCAUAUUUACCCUCUGGACUAAGAGAAGUAUUUUAUGAUUUAUGCUGCUUUAGGGCCAUUGAUGUCCAUCCCCCAGAUAUACUGAAUUCUCCUGGGGACCCCAACGAGGGUGCUCAAAGGUCAUUUAUUUGCAAACCUGAGUUUAGCACACAAGAGUGGCCCCAGUGGCGUUCACAGAGGUACCAGUGAGUGUCUUCCUUUUUAUGUGAAUUCUUCUUUUUUUUUUUAUAACUAUUAGUUUAAACUACAUAUAUCUUAAACAAUAAAAAGAGACUGAAACUCUGCUUGGAGGGGUUGUUUCUGUUUUGAUUGAGCCAGUUUUCUGUAUUCAAAGUGAUUGCUUGGUCAUCCAUCCUGUGGAACUUUUAAGGAUGUGAAUUACAUUCCAUACAGAAAAUUCUGACAAGGUUCUAAGGCUUCAGGAGAUACAUAAGGAUUCAGUCUGUGCUUUUUUAUUUUCUUUUUUGGUAAUUUGUCUUGGCUAAUUCAGGAGUCUCCCUGCUGAGCAGGCUGGCUGUUGUAAAUCCCAUUCAUCACAUAAUAUAUGUGUGAGGAAGGAAGUUGAAUAAUCUAUGCCUCAAUAAAUAGCAGAGAGAAUUUCAGAAUGCAUUACAAACAGACUGGAAGUUUUUCCAAGAAGAUUACUUAGCCUUAAAGCUGAAACUCAUGGCAUCAUUUAUUACUAUAUAUAGUCUGAGAAUUAGCUCUGAAUAAGUACAAACUAGGAGACGCUCCCUAUAAAAAUCCAUUCCACCAAAAUGACACAAAAUCUUAAUCCUCUCAGAAGUUUAGAACAGUUCAGGCAAAAAAAAAAAAUCAACAAAACAACACCAUCACCACUACCACCACCAACAACAAAAAAAACCAAAGCAAAAAAAAAACCUGCAAAAAGCCACAAAACAAACAAAAAAACCAACAUCCCCCCCCCACACAAAAAAAUUUGGAUCAUGAUCCAUCUGUGGUUUUUUUAGGUUGAGUCAUCUCCAACAGAUGGUAAAUAACUCUGUAGAAAUCACUCAACUGAGUUACUCCAGUUUAUGGAGUUCCUAAGGCAUUUACCCUUACUCCUAAACUCUAAUACUCUUUGUCAGAACCUCAGUUCCCUCUGAAGGUUCUGACAGGUACCAGGACACAGGCUUGUGUGUAAUUAUGCAUUUUGAUACAGCUUGGUAAUAAUUGCCUUCCCUUUUAUUUUUUCUGAAACAAUAGGAUCUAGUCCUAGCACAAGACUGCCUAGCUGUGUCAAGCUUCAUAGGUUGCUGCAGAAAUAGCUGGCAACAAGCUGGUAUUGACUGUCACUUCCUGUAGGACUCGAGUUGACAUCUACUAUUACAGAUACACAUUAGUUUAGAAAUAUUCUAUGUGCCAUUUCCCAAUGAUUCCAGCAGUUUCUGAGCAGACGUGAGAUGAAUGCAAAAACCGUCCAUCAUAUAGACUCAUGUUCCCACUUAAUCUUCAUGCAGAUGAAAUUAUUCUUCUUUUUCAUCAAUGUUUUAUUAGAUUUUCCUGAAAAAGCUGGCAGAAGAAUAUAAUUCUUCAGAGACUAACAAGUUACUUUGAGUGUGCUGUUUCCCCAAUACUGGUACUGACAUUGUCAUUUCUGUCCAAGUUUUCAAACCCAGAGACUGGAAGUUCAGUUUACUCUGUGGCUGGAAAGAAGCCCUACUCUGUCCUGUAACAUGCAUUUGGAACAGGAAUGAAUACAGAUGACACGAGAGCAGUAUAUAUUAGCAACACAACAGAACAGCCUUCCAAGGACUGAACAUCCUCAGUUUUACCCAGUAGGGAUUUAUGGAUGGCGAAAGAGGUGCUUAUACUUCUUUGUCCUUCUGCUGUUGGUUACCAUGAUUGUUAAUUUAGCAAUGACAAUAUGGAUUUUGAAGGUUAUGAAUUUCACAGUGGAUGGAAUGGGAAAUUUGAGAGUCACUAAAAAAGGAAUACGACUUGAAGGAAUAUCUGAAUUUCUACUUCCACUAUAUGUGAAAGAAAUCCAUUCCCGAAAGGAUAGCCCACUGGUCUUACAGUCUGACAGAAAUGUAACAGUGAAUGCAAGAAAUCACAUGGGACAGUUAACUGGACAACUGACAGUAGGAGCUGAUGCUGUGGAAGCUCAGUGUAAGAGAUUUGAAGUGAGAGCAAGUGACAGUGGAAGAGUAUUGUUUUCUGCAGAUGAAGAUGAGAUUGUCAUUGGAGCCGACAGACUGAAAGUAACAGGCACGGAAGGGGCAGUGUUUGGGCACUCUGUGGAGACACCCCAUAUCAGAGCAGAACCUUCCCAAGAUCUCAAACUUGAAUCUCCUACUAGAUCUUUGGUGAUGGAAGCACCCAGGGGAGUGCAAGUCAACGCAGCUGCAGGAGACUUAAAGGCUACCUGUAGAAAAGAACUGCACUUACAGUCCACAGAAGGGGAGAUAUUUUUAAAUGCAGAUACAAUCCGCCUGGGAAAUCUACCAGUGGGGUCCUUUUCAUCCUCCUCCUCCUUCUCCUCCUCCUCACCCAGCUCUUCAGCUGCUCGCCAGACUAUCUAUGAGCUCUGCGCCUGUCCCAAUGUUCAGUUCGGUUUCCCUUGUGACAAGUCCGACGCUCCAAACGGCCUGCAGAGCAACUUCUUCCACUGUAAGCAGGAGGACAGCGCUGCCUUCUCUUGUGGUUUGUGCUGCCACUCAACACAGAGACGGGGGAGAGAGACCCAGCAAACAAUGUAUUCUUCAUCAGGAAACCUAGAACAUAAGAUCACCUUAUUUUCCAAAAGGGACAAUAACACAGGUGCCUUUGCUACUUGAAGUGAAGCACAUAGUUUUAGAUUUUUGCAGGACCUGGAUAUGAACUGCACAUAAAUAUAUAUCUAGAGAGACAGAGAGAGAGUACAUUAAUUUACCCAGAAUCUGAUGGUAACAUGAAUUGGUUCCCCCUGUAUGAUAAGUAACUUUACUGUCUGAAAGCACAAUUUUCCAUUCAUCUUUUUGGAAGUAAAAUUUUAUCCCUGAAUUUUAAAAUUUUAAAGCAUUGUGUGAUGCUUGCUUUACUAAAGAAAUUCAGUAAAUGGUUUUUAAUACAAAAAGAGACAGAAUUCCUCCCUGAGUUUGGUUUCUUUAAAAAUGUGUUGUUACUAUUUGUCUACAAAGUCUAGGGUUUUGUACACUAGGUAAAUUUUGGAAAUGCUCAGCAAUUUUCCUUUAAAAGUUGAAAAGACGUGCUCUUUGUCAGAUCUGAAUGACCUUAUAUAAUAUUUUUGUGGCCAUUGCAUGAGAAGCAAUUGCUUUAGGUAGAACUUACAGUUUCUAGAAAAGAAGAACAGGGUAAAGAAGGAAAUUCUGAUGAUAUGUUUGUUGAUCAGUGUAUUGCUCUUCACAAGGUUCUUCUAAUUGGCAAAUACAAAACCAAGGGAGAAAUCUUCAAAGGUACAUUUUGCCCAUUUUCUGUCUAUGUCUAUCUGCUGCCACUUGAACACAGCAUAAACAUUGGUAGUAAUGUAAUGUGUGGUGCUGAGAAGCAGUGCACUAACAACUUGUAUGACAUUCACAUUUAUUAUUCUCUUUUGUUUACCAUAUGUUGCUGGGGUUUCAAAGUAAUAGUAGUAUAUAUAAAACCACAUAUUAAAUGACUUCCGGUAUUAAAAAUUAUGUCAAUAUUACAUUACCUUUACCAGUUCUCUGUUUAAAUUAUGCAGCCACAUUUGCACUCAGAUCUCACUACUGACUUUGUUUUUUGUAAAGUUUCAUGUGGGAUUUCUUUCUUGUAUCAAUGUUCAUACUUAUUUGGCUUGAUUGUUGAUCGAAAUCUUAUAAAAAUGCUUUGGUAUACUUCUGGAAAAUUUGUCACAACAUUGAUUAACAAGAGCAUCUUGAAACUUGCAGAACCCAGGAAAGUAAAAUAAUAUUAAAAUGUUUCCUAUUGUGGAAGAUGGCUUGAUUGUAUGAGGUAAGUGUGCUUUUUAAUUCUAUUAUUUAAAUUACAUCACCUAGCUUGUAUUUUCAGAGGCUUCUGAAUUUAAGAUCACCAAUGAAAUGAGAGCUUUUGCAAAGUAGUUCUAAAGCCAGGGGAGAUGGUGCAAGGUGGGUAUUUCUACACACUUUUUAAAAAAUAUAUAUCUAGAGGAAAAAAAUUAAAACGAGCAAACUAAUAUGGUGAUUGCCUUGGCAUCUUGUUACCACCUAAUAAGAUUGACUUUGUUUUCAGUUCAGGUGAAAUUCACUCCUUUGCAGGAGACCAGAACAAGAUGUGUCAAUGACUUGACUGGUGCUUGCCUUACCAUUGGCCCUCUUCAGAGGUGUAAAUUUUACCGCAUAGCAAGAAUUCUAUAUUUGCUGGUUUUAACAGUUAAAUUAAGAUGUUGAAUUGAUUGUAUUAUGUCUUCAAAAGAAGUCUGUCAACAGCUGACUUGUCUAUUUGAGAUUUUUCUUCUUUGAAGGAAAUUAUGCUAGAAAAUAUUGCAAGAAAAUAUAUUAGAACAUGAGGAUUUUUCAGUUUGUAAGAGGGGCAAAAAGAAUUACAGAUGACAAAGAAGGUGACACUAAAACAUAAAAAAGUGUAGCCAUACAAUACACUCUUAUAACUGUAGGGAUAUAGAUGUCUUUUUCUUAUGCACACAAGUGAGACAGUCAUGAAUUUCAGGAGGAAAAGUAUAAAGAUAUGUAUGAGGACACAUCUAUGUGUAUUCAUUAUCUGUGCACACCUACAUACAGCCAUUGCUUAAAAGAUGAACAAAUAUCGUGACUAAUCUAUUUUGUGAAUUAAAAUGGGGCUUCCUACAAAUUGUACACAGGUCAGCUAAGGAGUUUUUUUUUCUCCUCAAAUAAACAUGCAGGAUGACUUGCAGAUACUUUGUCAUGAAUUUUCCACUAAAAAAAGUCCUAUUUGUUUGUUCUUCACCUUCUGAGAUAAUUUACCUGUUAUUUGUUUAAAAAAGGUCUCUGUUCACUGAAUGGAAGGACCUAACCUUAAUAAAUUUUACACCAACUUGGUUGAGAAUAGGCAGGCAGGAAGAAAACUCUUUUGUUACUAGAUUAAUUUUAACAGCAAGACUGAAAUAAUUUGCCACUUUGUAUGAAGAGAACUCAGAAGAGAUAUGUGGGUAGUACAUAGGACUCCAAUAAACCAACCCAGUAAGUUUACAUAGCUCUGCACUGUCAGAAUUUUCUUUAUUGGGGUCCCAUCAAUAUGAAGUAAAGCAUAUUUAAGAGCUUCAACAACCUAUGAGAUAGAAUAAAAAGUUCUCAUAAACUCUUAAUAUUCUGGUGAACUUCAUAAUAUUGAUAUCUUUCUUUAAAUCCAUUGAAAACUGUAAGAAGGGAAGAAAAAAGUUUGUAUUUUAAAAAGUAUUUCUAGCCCACAUGAUUUCAAGGAGUAUUUGAAAAGUGAUUUCAAUGCAUUAACCUAAACCAUAUACUAAAAACUUAAGAUGCCAUCCUUAUGACAGCAAGGAAAUAUCUGCAAAGACCUUAUUGGCUACAUGUAUUUAAUAUAUACAAUAGAUUUAUCUCCUGUAAAAAAAACAUUUGUGUCGUAUUAUAGGAUGCUGUCUCUUUCUUGUUAAAAAAAAGAAAAAAAAAAGAAAAAAAAAGAAGAGAAAAGUAAAAGCAUCAGCCAACCUCUCUGAGCACUGUCAGCUGUAUGGUUUGUAUUGCGGUUCAUUCAUUGGUUAAGUGUUAAGACCAAAGACAGACACUUCUAUUAUAUCCAACACUAUGACACUGCUGUUUCUACUAAUUCUGUUGGAAUGAAGAGAUGAAAAGUUGUAAUUACAACAUGAAAUGUAACAUAGUUUAGAUUUGUGCAGCAUUUUGAGCUGUAGAUUUUCACUUUUUUCCAGGGUUUAAAUUUUUUGUCAGUGUCUUGCAAUUACAUUACUAUUCAUGUAUAUGGGAGCUCUUUUGGUGUUCCUAAGAAAACAUACCAGGACAUUGCUUCUUUGAAAUGAGGUUAUACUGGUUAACUUGCAAAACUGGCUUGACUGGAUAAAAGAAUUCACUUUCAAGCAUUUUAGAUACAGAGGGUUGUUAAGUCUGGAAGAUAGAGCCAUAAAUGUCUAGAAGGAUUUAAUGAAGGAUGUUUGAAAUAUUUGGUUGCUAACAUAAUGUAUCUUUUAGGGGGUUUUUGUUUUAUUUGUUUGUUUUUCUUUGUUUUUAGAUUCCAAAUAAUUGCUAAAUAAAAAAAAAAUUAAAAACCCACAAA